Anoplopoma fimbria (sablefish) is the source of this 2406-nucleotide messenger RNA. RefSeq names its product major intrinsically disordered Notch2-binding receptor 1-like. The transcript has 3 exons. Gene Ontology annotation, biological process: negative regulation of TOR signaling; negative regulation of cell population proliferation. The record is from RefSeq and is a predicted model, not a curated record. Gene Ontology annotation, cellular component: plasma membrane. Bases 1 to 2406 code for a protein of 801 amino acids. Lineage: Eukaryota; Metazoa; Chordata; Actinopteri; Perciformes; Anoplopomatidae.
AUGGCUAACCUGCAGCAGGAAUACCCUGUGGUCCUCCUGGGGAUCCUGGAGGAACUGGCCAAUAUGCGCCAAUGGCUGACCUUUCAGGAUCUUUGUCGUAUGGUCAGCUCCCGUUUCGACCUGGAGAACCUCAUCGAGCUCAGGAGUCUGCUGUUUGCUGCUGCCAGCCAGGACCCCUGUUUCCCAGCUACUCUCUUCAGAGAUCGUGUUUCCACAAAAGGCCAGGGACUUUCACCCAUUGGUGUGGCUGCUGACAUUGUAACUAUCUUCAAUCUCAUUCAGAUGACGGGUGGUGCCCCUGAUGAACCAAUAAGAGCGCAGAUGGUCCUCCCCGUCGACCAAUCCCCAGGCCCCAGUCUGCCUGGAAUACACCAGCUGAACAUUUCUGGUCGAGAAAGAGCACGUGCUCACUCUGACUCCAGUGACAGGCCUAUCGAUCAGCACUUGCUGUUUCCAAGAUCUAAUUACUCCACCCACAAGCGAGCAAGUCUUCCCCCCGAUCCCAUUUCACUUGCCUCCUCCCCUCCAAUCAGGGCGAGGGCUGUGUCUUUCGAUUUGCCUCACACCACACUUUUGUACCCUAGUGGCCAAAUCCCCAACGAGGUCAUGAAGAAUAUAUAUCUGCCUUUGGAGACGGACAGUGAGUCUAGUGGAGAUUCUGCGCCCAUGGAGGUGUUUGAAGAUGAACAGGGAUCGUCUGUCGACCAGAAGAGAAACAUCUUUAGGAAGGACUUUCAUAACCAGCCGCCUCUAAUACCCCAGGUGACUGUUAACAGUGAGUCUCCCAGUCCCAACCAGGCUCAGAAAGGCUUCAACAAUCCCAGCUUUGAAACCAUCCCGAAUCCUUACCCAUCAUCAGCAGGAGUCAACCAGUCGCCAGAGCAGAGGGCUAAACACGAGAGCCUGGAUGAUCUACAGGACUCAACUUACUUCGGACCGCGGCCAAUCCCAGAGUGGUCCCCCCGGCACCUUCAACCUCCGAGGACCAAGAGGCCCAUCUGGAGCAACAAGAGUCACAGUCUAGAGGACCGGAUAGGCCCAGGCAGCAUUUGUAUGGGGAUGGAAUCACAAGGGGGGCAAUUUCCAAGACGAUCAACCCCUGCUAUCAGCAAAUGCGGGCGGUCCCCGGGAUGCGAGAGUGUGGAUAGUGGAUUGGCAAAUGGAGGCGACGGACUCAAAGCUCAAGGAACCCAGACAGAUCCACCAGACACCCGGUGCCUCCGUAGCCUCGUCCACGCUGACCGCCUGUCUUUCAUGACCUCAUUAGACGACCCUGAGUUUGGUGAGGAUGACAUCAGUGCCAUCUUUCGUUUCUUGGAUGACAUAAGCAUGUGUGGUUCCACGGGAGUCCUGCACCACAGCGAUGGACCAGGGGCUAUUAACCAGGACACCCCCGAGGCCAGACGUGGCCGCCUAGGUCAACUCCAAAGGCUUUUCCACUCUCUGGAAAGCAGUGACGAUGGGCUCAAGUCCAGUGUCUGUAAGCUGCUGCUCCGUAUGAGCCAGAUAGAAAGACAACUGGAAUCACUGAAUGACGUAAAGGCUGAGAUUUCCCAGGUACUGUCUGCUCUGCAGCGGCUAGAUGAAAAGAUCCAGCAGCCUAUCGGUGGUGAUGGACAAGGCACCGGUGGGCGAUGGCUGGAGCCUCUCAGUGGAGUCUCCUCUUUCAUGAGCCACCCUUUAACCCCUUCUGACUCGUCAGAGCCUCAGCCUCUGUCUGUGUCUGAGCAUCUGUUUCCAGGGAUCAGCACUAGUAGUCUGGACUGGAACCGGUGGAACACUCCUGUAGAGCAAACAGAAGGCAGCGAAGGUCAGGCUGAUUCAAAGGGGGUGAAAGAAGGGAAGAAGGAUGCAUCAUCUCGUCGUGCCUCCAAGACCCAGCCUGAGGAGAAAAAUCUGUCUGAUUCGAAACAGCUGAAUGUCUCUAACUCUGCAAGAGACUGGACAAUCUCAUUUUCCAAAAGUAAAGAUGGCAAAUCUUCACAUGGACAGGCAGAUCAAUCCGGCAGCACAGCUAACCUAAUCUCCAAAAAGUCCUCCAACCUGGUGGAACAAGUGUUUAACUCGUCCCUGUUCCGCCACAAAGACAGCAGUCUGACUGGUGGGCUAACCUCUGGGAAGAUCCUGGACACCAGAUUGUCUGACGGGAGGGCAAGGCCCAUAUGGACUGUAGACGACAGGGAGGCACGAAUCUCCCCUUUGGACUUACAGACCCAGGAGUCUCUGAACCCCAACAACAUGGAGUUCUGGAUGGACGACAUUUACACUCCAGGCUAUGAUGCUCUCCUCAGGCGUAAAGAGGCUGACCUCCGCCGGGCCAAGAUCUGCAAGCUUCUUGCACUCAUCGCCACUGCAGUGACUAUCAUUCUCAUCAUUGUCAUUCCCAUUUGCACCAUGGGGUCAUGA